AAGCAAUCGACAGGGACGAACGCACGAAACCUGCGUACGCCCCAAACAUUACCGAUACCGUCGAAACAAGUAUAUAUACGGACCAACAGCGCCGAGCUAAAUGUCCAUCUUACGAUCAAGCAAAGAGACGCACUGCACAGAUAACGAUAUCGGUCGAUAAUCUUGGAAGGGAAGGAAAUAUAGGAUACGUCAAUGGCGACGAGGCCGAGAACGUCCGGGACUGUUGCUGGCAGGGUGGCGCAAGCCAUGGGAAUUCCUGUGUAUGAGGAUUUCGAGCCCAGGUUCGAGUGGCAGGAGGAACCAACGGCGAAUUUCUUGAGCAUUUCUCUUCCAGGUUUUGUGAAGGAGCAAUUUAGGGUGACAUAUAAUGAGCGACUGCGAACUGUGAGAGUCAGCGGAGAGCGUCCUCUCGAGGCCAACAGAUUCAGCCGUUUCAGCAAGGAUUUCGAAGUCCCGGAGAAUUGCAAGCCGGGUGAGAUCAGAGGCAAGUUUGACGGCGGAGCUCUCGUCUUAACCCUGCCAAAGAAAACAAUCACGCAAGUCCCUCCUAAAGCAGCACCGCCCCAGGUGACGGCGACCCAGAAACAAUCUCCGAGCACUGAAAAAGAGCCAAAAUCCCCUAAGGUUGAUCAACAAAAUGUUCCCCCAAAGACCGCCUCAAGCGAAGACGUCGGGAAGAAGAAGAGCAGCAAUGAGGUGGUCGCCGGCGCAAAGGGAGCCGUUGAUCUGCCGAAACAUCAAAAGGGUCAAGAAGAUGCCCCUCCAAAAGCGACCUCAAGCAACGCCAGCGACCCAAAUGCGAGCCGGGUCAAGCCUCAAGAAGCUGCGUCAGAUGCGAGGCCUGACCGUGCUGCUUAUAGAGUUGAUGCAGGCUUGCGAAUUGUAGCAAAGGAGAAGGGCGACGGACCUACCGACAAAUCGCCCAAAACCGAGAAACCCAAAGAUCAACCGAUUCCACGUGAUACUAGGGGCAAAACAUCCUCGCAGAACGAGGACAACGCGCAGAGAAACGGAGCGAUGGAGGUUUCGAGGAAGAACAACAGCGAGGCCAGAUUGGAUGAUGAGAAGCAAAAGCUCAGCAUUCCAGAAGCCAUCUCGGGCAAGAAAGCGGAUGGAACCGAGGAUCUGGUGGGUGUUGUGAAGAGGGCGGUGAAGGGACUGACCGCAGGUUUGAACGAAGAUAGGCAACUGGUCGUGAAAGUGGGGAUGGCAGUUGUGGUGAUUGUAGCUCUCGGGGCCUAUCUGUCCUACAGAUAUGGAUCUUCCACAAGAGCCAAGAACUAGCUUCUAUCGACAGCAUAUCGUCCUCAAAUAAGAGAAAGUUACUCAAAUGCCAUCAUCGGGUUCCUCAUGAAAUGAAAUCCAUCGUCCAGUCUCUGUGAAUAAAUCUCAUGUUUAGUGAACUUUUAGUGAAUUUAAACGAAGAAAGUGACAUUGAACGACCUA
This is a messenger RNA of Eucalyptus grandis, 1446 nucleotides long. RefSeq names its product inactive protein RESTRICTED TEV MOVEMENT 2. The record is from RefSeq and is a predicted model, not a curated record. NCBI's taxonomy places the organism in Eukaryota, Viridiplantae, Streptophyta, Magnoliopsida, Myrtales, Myrtaceae. The transcript is spliced from 2 exons. Bases 193 to 1284 code for a protein of 363 amino acids.